Messenger RNA from Gloeophyllum trabeum ATCC 11539, 1651 nucleotides. RefSeq lists its product as uncharacterized. NCBI's taxonomy places the organism in Eukaryota, Fungi, Basidiomycota, Agaricomycetes, Gloeophyllales, Gloeophyllaceae. The transcript has 6 exons. Gene Ontology annotation, biological process: mRNA splicing, via spliceosome. The coding region runs from base 174 to 1484 and encodes 436 amino acids. The record is from RefSeq and is a predicted model, not a curated record. Gene Ontology annotation, cellular component: nucleus.
GGAGUCAGACGUCAGGACGAAGCAGUACUGCAGCAGUGGUUGAAAGUGGUAUUCCUCUGAGGCCGAAAUUCGAACUGAUCACCCCCGGGCCCCCAGUAUCGUCACGGUCCGUUUUGAGACUUAUUUCGCGGUCGUCAUUGCUGUUCUGAGCCGCCACCAAUACUGCUCAGACUAUGGACCAGGAAUCUUUCAGGAAACUCUUAGAAAGCAGUCGGACGCCUCGUCCUAGUUCAAAAGGUACACCGACAGCGUCUCGUGGAUCAAUAGCUACGACUACUACCAAGAGCAAGGCAAAGACAGUCGAUGCAUCUGAACCUGCAUUCAAGCCGAGAAAGGUGAAGAAGGGAGGGCAAGGGAAGUAUAGAGAUCGUGCCGUUGAGAGGAGAGAAGGCGUUGGGAAUGAUUUCGCGGAGGUGGAAACUCUGUUAGAGGAUUUCGAGAAGCGGAAUGCGGAUGCUGCCGACCUGGAGGAGAAGCGUCGCUAUCUGGGUGGCGAUGCUGAACACUCAAUUCUCGUGAAAGGUCUUGACUUUGCCCUACUGGAGCAGAACAAAGCUCGUGCAGCAGCAGAGGCUGCGGCCCAAGACGACGAAUCCCUUGAGAAAGCUUUUGAGGAAGCCGCUACAAUACCCAAGAAGCGUACUCGGGAGGACAUCCUCAGAGAGCUGAAGGCCAAGAGGCAGAAAGGAGAGAUCGACGAGGAAGCUGCGAAAACGGAAAAGGCUGAGAAGGAGAAGAAGGAAAGGGAGAGGGAUCUAGCGUUGGAAGAGGCCAAAAAGAAAGGGAAGUUCAAGCCUAUCGGGUUCAAGCCGAUCGGUGAGUCCGCAGGUGCGGAGGGGAAGAAGCAAAAGAAGAAGGUAAAAGAGAAGGAUGAGGGUGAGCGAAAGAAGAAGAAAAGAAAGGUGCAAAGCGCAGACGGGAAGGACACGGAGCCAGGUCUGGAAGCGGCUUCAGGGGCAGCAGAGAGCGCCCAAAUAGCUGAAGCCAGCACGUCUAAGCAGGAAGCACCCAAGCCGGCUCCCCCUCCCCCUCCUGAAUCAGAGCCUCUAGAUGACGAUUUUGACAUAUUCGCCGGGGCGGGCGAAUACGAAGGUCUCAACAUUGGAGAUGACGAUGAAGACGAAGAAGGGGAAGCCGACGCCGGUCCGCCCCCUCCCGAGAGCGAGCCCACACAGGAACCGACCCCGCCGGCAAAGGCGAAUUGGUUUGGUUCUGAAGAGUCGGAACCCCCUGCCUUACCGACAGGACCUCCACCUAUCAUCGAGAAGCUCAAGGCCAAGUCACGGUCGCCGGCGCCACCCGCUGCAGGGAAUGAGGAGGAGGAAGAGCAGCCUACUAAGUUGGCCCCCUUAGCGGGUAGCGCGAUACCGAGUAUCAAGGAGUUCUUGAGGAUGGAGGAGGAGGCGGAAAAGGAGAAGAAGAGGAAAGCGAGAAGGGAUAAGAAGAAAGGGAAGAAGAGCAAAGACGAUGGCGAUAGUGAAUAAUUGGCGUAGUGUAACAACAGCCUUCGUUUCAAGCAAGCCGCAGAGCAUCGUUGCCGACCCGCUCGUCGUGUUUCUUCCAUCUUGCAGUUUUAUGAGUAAUCCGGGAUCUUAUCAUUCCUUCGGAUACUCAUCCUGGAAGGGCGUAAACAUUGAAACGCAAGCCGUGC